CUGGAUUUCUAUCCUCUCUUGCAUUUCCAUCUUUCUCUCUUCCCCCAUCCUGCCACCCCGCCCCUCGCCAUGCCCAGGCCUACCCUCAUACAAUCCGUCUUUCGCAAACCAUCCCGCUCUUACGCAGACCCCAACGCGCCCUCCCCCUGGUCCGACACCUACGACUACGACGACGACCACCAACAACCAUCCUAUUAUCCUUCCGCCCACUCCUACCGGCAGUACCCUCGGCGGCCCUCAUCGACGCUCUCAGCCGUCAGUGAGGAUGCAGGGAUUCACAGGACCAGAUAUCAGAAACCCUCGAGAAGGGCAGACGGAUUCGUUACGCUUCGCAAUGGAGAGACGGUAUUUGCCCCCGGCGGGUCACAUAGAGAAACCACUUCCGAGAUCAGCCCAGCAAGGCCGUUCUCCCCAAUACAGUCGCUCCCAAUAGCACCCCCAAGUGGUCAAACCAUUAAGAAGAAGAAGAAGAAGGUUCAUGCCUCCAGUAUAAGUUCCCAGAUAGCCGGGAGUGAGGCUGGCAGUAUCGCAAAAGGCGAUACGCCUCGGAAGAAGAGGAAACCAAAGGCAACGACAUCACCCGCCUCCCCAACGUCAAUCACACCCCCUUUACCCCCUCCACCUCCUAUCCACUCAAGAUUCAGUGAGACAUCGUCUUCCGCCUCAUCUUCGCCGGUCCCCAUCUCUCCCGUCACUCGUAGACAUUUUGCGCCUUCCGUUCCGCUUGAGGCAGGAAUCAACAAAGUAGUAGGGCCGGAACGAAUACAAGUGAAGCCGGAGAGGCCUGCUAUCGCGGCCUUGACCAAGUCAAAAUCCGUGUCACCAACAGCGCCGCUGUUGACCCCUCCAGCGUCUGAACGAUCAACUCCGAGCUCGUCUUCCCAAUCUCCCGCGCAAAGUAGGCUGGUUUCAGUGCCGCCAGCGGUUUCCGCUGUAGAAGAUCAGACCAGGUAUGUGACACAAAGACAGCCGAAGGCGAGUGCAAGGCCAUUGAGUAUACGGACGACAGAGUCAGACACCGACGACGAAGUCUUCUAUACCCCAAGCUCGUCCAUCGCCGACCUGAAUAACUCUCUAGCUGUGGAGGAGGAAAGCUCGGAUGAUAUGGCUACCCCAAAGCCCCCGCGGCCGAAAGCGUCUGCACCCAUCCUGAACGUUCUUCCUCCUACACCUGCCCCGAUUCCUGACCCUCCUAUAUCGCCGUUUGAGUCCACUUUAAUAUGUUCUCCGUCAAUUGCCACAUCCAUUGAGCCUGUUGCGCGCCCCAAAGCCGCUCCCAUCCGUCCAUCGGAACAGAUGGUGACGCCACCUCCAUGCAAAGACGAGGCAGACUUUCAAAGUGAUUCAGGAGAAAUGGGAUCAGACAGGGAAGAAUAUCUAGAGCGCCAUGGUCUGAGGCCAAAAUCUAAACUUUCUCACAAUCGCUCGCGCUCGCAAGCCUCUUCUGUAGUCCGAUCAUCCAGCCGUCUAGGGUCGAACAACAACUCGCCUUCCCUGUUUCGCUCAACCACAUCGCGCCACGUAUCGCAAUCCUCCUUCGAGGGAACUAGCCGCGCGACUUCAGAAGUCUCGUUCAGCAGUGCCCGGGAAGGUGGCGGCGGUAGCACGCGAGGGAGUGUCAAAGGCGGGUACGGCAAAGGGGGCUGGGCAGCGGCAGCAGCGAGCGCCAAUGGAGGCAGGUCCGGGGCAACAUCGCCGAUCAUGUAUCUUCCGGAAAAAGGCACGGGGUGGGAAGACUUCCAACCUCCCAUGCCUGUUUUGGCACCUCCGGCGGCCGUACCGCCUCCAAGGCAGUCCAAGUUCACUCCUCUUCCUCCUGCUUCGACGCCGUCGUUUGACAGAAUCCUUGUCGAUACGUCGAACGUCAGCAAUUCUGUCACCGCGCCUUCCAACGACUCAAACCCCUUCAGAGAACACAGUGUUGGCCUACAGGUUCCCAGUAGGAGUAGCCCGGACUCGUUGUCGUCGCCAAGCGAGUACUCACAAGCUUCUUAUGGCUCGAGCGGGCUGCCUAUUCCUAGCCGAUCAUAUGUGCAGCAGGCAAAUACUGCACGGACCGGCCAGAGCAGCAGAAGCUUGGAGCCCGAGAUGCCUGCUUCAUUCCCUAUCCGCACCCAAUCUCCUCUUCCUUCUUUGCCCGGACGACUCCCCUCUUCACCUUCAAUACGUCCUGUAUCGCCCUUACCCUCUGAGACAUCCCAGGCCUUCGCUUCGCGCCCCACUUCGCCUUAUCCCAGUAUGCUUCGCCCCACGACUCCCCGAGCUGGCUUCCAGCCUCCUUCGUCUCUGGACCCGGACAUCCUCACCAUAUUACCCGAAAUGACACCCCAGGAUUCCGAGAGGUUAUAUCAGCCUACGGAAAAUCUCAACGGAGCCCAGCGAAGCCGGUCCAGGUUGUCUCUGCAUGAAGGCGCGCUUGCAAGAAGGUCCAGCAUGUUCAAAGCGAAGAGCGAACUCGGACAUUCCAGGCCAGGCAGUGCUGCGACAAAUAACGAAGCUGGAGAAGAAGAGGAUGCUCUGGGUGACCUUCCCACGCCAGGAGUCAUCAGACGUUCAAAAAGCGUCAUCGGUGGCAAGUUGGGUGGCAGUUCACAGAAAUGGGAGGGCAGCUCGUAUGGUGAUGGGGGUGUAUUGAUGGAAUCGCAUGGAAGAGAUCAGGACGGCACAGGUGGCUACACUAAUUUGGUUCUCCCUUCGGGAGCGUAUCGCCCUUCACACCCAUCCAAGAAUGCUCCGAGCCUUGACUCUCGCAUCCUAGGUUUACCCCACUCUACCAUGGCUUCCAUAAGUCUCACGACGACCAGAGAUCACUACCAAGCGACCCCUCUGCAUCUUCGUGCUCAACUACCGCCUCUUGUGGACUUUACAUCUCACAUGAAGCCUCCUGUAAGCUCGAAAGUGGGCAAAGGCCAAGUAAUGGUCCAGGUCUAUGCUGUGGCUGUGGAUGAGUUUGAUCUUAGGACUUUGGAUGAGAAAGGGAAAUGUGACGUUGGGAAGUGGGUUCCAGGAAGGAGCUAUGUUGGUAGAGCGUUGGUCGUUGGUGCGGAUGAGAAAGAGAUCGUCCGGGGCGAUAUCGUCAUGGGGAUCCAGGACAUCCGAAAGGUAAGUGCUCGUCGCGUAGUGGACGCUUUGAGACAUGCUCAUUGCUUUCCACAGAGCGGUUCUCUGGCCGAGUACAUCACUGUCGACCGUCGUCACAUCUCCCGCGCACCCUUCCCUACCCAGUUGACUUUGGAGCAACUGGCGGUCCUUCCUUUACAAGGCAUUGCCGCAGCACGUUCUGUCAUGGGAUCCCUCUCGCGUACCUCACGUGCUAUCAUCCUCAAUGCACAUACGGGGAUCGCGGCUCUCGUGUGUCAAGAAAUGUCUCGAGCUGGUGUGCACGUCACUGUGAUUAUUCCUGGUGGAGAGGACGCACAAGAAAACCAUCAGAGGUGCUACGACAACGGGGCGAAGGGCGUUUUGACAGGUUCACCAGCUGCAGUGUUGAUCAACUUGGAGGAAGGCGGGUAUGACUUUGUGUUCGAUACGCAAGGAGGGGCGAGAAUCUACGAAACGGCGAGAAGGGUAUUAAAGGACGGCGGCAAACUCGUGACCACCAAGCAGCCGGAGCAAACACUCAGACAUGUCCCUCCUCAUUUGACGACGCGACCGUCCGGGCUCAAAACGCUUCGCAUGGCCUUCUCAAGUAAAAGGAAAGAUUCCAAGUUCAUCGAUCUCUCCUACAUCCCUCCCACGGCUUGUGGCGAGCCGGAGGUCGAUAGUUCCGGAUUGGAUUUGAGAGACGUGAUGGAGGAGCCUUGCAUGGCGAUUUUCAAGCCGUUUCUAGAUAACGGGGGUGGGGAUGGGGGACCCGCUAUUCUUCCGUUCGAAAAAGGCAGAGAAGCCUUCAGAUAUGGAGGCUGGGGCGAAUGUGGCGUUAGAGUCGUGAGACUCAUCAAUUGAAUGUCAGACCUGAAUUUGUUUGUGCUACUGUACUCUUGCCCUGGUCGUCUCUUUGUAUCUGCAAAAGACUCAAUAUAAUUGCUAGUGAACCAAUAUAUAAUGAUACACGCACAAGUCAUGAUUAUGCAUU
Messenger RNA from Cryptococcus amylolentus CBS 6039, 4075 nucleotides. RefSeq lists its product as hypothetical. The record is from RefSeq and is a predicted model, not a curated record. Bases 70 to 3945 code for a protein of 1291 amino acids. Lineage: Eukaryota; Fungi; Basidiomycota; Tremellomycetes; Tremellales; Cryptococcaceae. Gene Ontology annotation, cellular component: mitochondrion. The transcript has 4 exons.